UGUAGGAAUUUUAUUACCGUACUUAUAGUAUUUUUGUAAACAAUGUUUCGUUACUUGGCUAAGUUUUGUUAGAUCGAUAUAGUUUUGUUUUCGUAAGUAGGUAUGGGGUUAACCAGCAAUACUGGACUUUUAGCCAGCGUGCAGGCUAAACAUUCGGAAAGGCUUGUGAAGGAGCCAAUCCAGCUAUGCUGCGAGGUGUCCCCCGCGCCGUUCAUCUUGCGUCCUUACGCGGGACUCUACAAUCCCUUCUCCCACAACUGUUCAGUGCUCUGCAAUCACCCAGCUGACACCACUGCCAAGGAGUACGUGAGGAGAGCUAAGGAUGCUUGGGUGGACGGCAAGGCGCACCAUUUUCAUGAAGACCUGUCGAAAUUCGAAGACUGUGAGAAGGAGAAAACGCGGACACCUCACGACAUUGUUACCGAGGACAUGUUUAGAAGAUACACGGAGACCGACUCGCGGCCGCUGACGCCCGCGCCGACGCUCGCGAGCGGCAAGUCGCGGGGCUCCCGCCGCUGCCUCACGCCCGACCAGCCGCUGCAGCGGACCGCCAUCGUGCUCGACCUGCGCAGAAGCCACAGCCAGGAGACCCUUUACUACCGUGGCUACUCUGUCUCCGACGUGACCCACCACACCAGCAGCCCCACCAACGAGAGGUCACUACCCUCCCUCCACCUCUCUGACAACCGUCUGAAGCAAUGCGAGCAACUGCCGCCGCUCGCUUCGCCCCUGGUACUCUCCAGACGGAGUACUAGGGAACCAGUCAGCGUUAGAUCGGAUAAGAAGAACCAACUGAAAGCGUUGAACAUAGGAAAGGAGAAGAAACCCAAGAAGACAGAAGCGCCAGCGUCGCAGAGAUCCAGGAGCGACAAGGAUGCUAAUGGAUCUGAGCCUAUUGAUAACCCAGAUGAUAGCGGCGAAGUCCGGCGUCGCGGCAAGCGGCGCCGCAAGGUGCGCGGCGGCAGCGACCGGCUAACGUCAGCCGGGCUAGCGGCGCAGGCGCAGCAAGACCCUGAAACACAGGUUGCCGGCAUAGACACGGACUCCCGCAACCACAGUUCCCGUGGCUCCAUAGCCCCGCCCCCCGACACGCCCCUUCUGCCCCUCAUCAAAUCAGCGCCGCGCAAGACCGACUCGUUCCUGGACGACGAAAUACUGAAAUAUCUGCAUAGAGAAGUGGAUGAGGAGGCGAUUGAGACGGAGUUUGAUACGAAGCGUCGCUACGUGCUGCAAGAGGCGUUGCGUACGCGGCCGCAGCGGGCGCGCACGCGUGACCUCCUGCGUGCGGGGGGUCUAGGAGGUCUAGCGGAGGGUCUGGGGAUUCUAGGGGAGCAGGGGGUCUCCGGGCUGGGGGAGUGGCUGCACGUGCCGCGCGUGUUCUCCCGCAGGAACGCGCGGUUCACUCUGCCCAUUGAUACCAACGCGCUAGCAGACAUAACGCCGAUGCAGUUCGCGGCGCGGUACGUGAGCAUACAGAAGUCGAAGCGGCUGCUCUACCUCACAGUACUGCGGCGAUUCCGCGACGGAUACAGGAUGCCUAUAGCCGAUAUCCCAGAAGGUCUCGUGCUGAUGAUGGGUGGAAUACUAACCCAGGAUCACGUAAGAGAGUUCGAGGACAUAAUGCGAUGGGGGGAGUACGUGGAAGGGAGUGACCCUGACGACAUCAAGUUGACCCUGGACACUGAUGGACUAGAUGGAGAUAAGAUAGAGGUGGAGAGCAACACAAUAACGUUCAGAACGUGGUGCGGCGUUUGCGCGACCUGCGAGCGGCUUUACGGCCGCUUCCCCGCCAGAGACCAAGAUCCGCCGGACGGGAUGGAGUUGAGCGACUUCUCGAUGAUUGAAACGAAGCUGGUCAUGUUGACUGUGCCCCCAGGGCUGGAGAAAAUAUUGCGAACCAUCAGCAACAGAUAGAAAUUACAUCAAUAAAACAAUUUAAACAUC
Molecule: messenger RNA, 1944 nt
Organism: Aricia agestis (brown argus)
Lineage: Eukaryota; Metazoa; Arthropoda; Insecta; Lepidoptera; Lycaenidae
Exons: 13
Coding region: 103-1914 (603 amino acids)
Molecular function (GO): protein binding
Source: RefSeq, a predicted model, not a curated record